Molecule: messenger RNA, 903 nt
Organism: Daldinia childiae
Lineage: Eukaryota; Fungi; Ascomycota; Sordariomycetes; Xylariales; Hypoxylaceae
Exons: 4
Coding region: 1-903 (300 amino acids)
Source: RefSeq, a predicted model, not a curated record
AUGGUCAGCUAUCGUAUGAUUGCCGUUGCCGGCUUCCUCGCCAGCGUCAGCGCUCUUCCUCUAAACAUUAACCUUGGCGCUUAUUCCCCUGCAUUGGUGGUUGGUGAUGGUGAGAUUUCAUUCGGUGGAGGUCAAGAUGUGACGAGCUUGAUGAACGCCUUGGAGGGUGCAGCAGUUAACGCUGCCGCCGGGUCGACUGGAGGCGCCACUCAAAAUGCUGCUUCCGCACCUGUAGCCGCAAGCAGUGUUGCCCCGGUGGACGAAGGUGGUGUUGUGGCCGCCCAAAGCAAUCCGAGCCCCGUUGCCGAGACUCCUAAAGCCCCCGAAGUUCCCGAAACCCCCGAGGUUCCUGAAGCUUCUGCCGCGCCUACUACUACUAAUGUAGACCCCAACUUGGAGCAACAAGGCCUACAAGGCAUGGGAAAGGAGAUCGCCCCUCGAGAUUCCGAGUCUCCCAAGGCCAAGCGUGAUCUAGCUGGCUUUGACAGGGCUCUUACAUUUGCCGAGGCGGCCUUAACCAAGGGACCCUUGAUCCAACUUGGCACUGGCGAGGGUGGUGCUGGUGUCGGUAUCAUUGUUGAUAACAAUGGCGGCACUGUUGGCGAGGGUGCCAGGGCUGCUGCUAAGCGCGAUGAAUCUUCUUCGCAGCCGCGCCGACGAACCAAGGUCACCCGCAUGUAUGUCAAGCGCGGUGUCCCUGCUACUAUCCAGACAUCUAGUGGAUUCGAAACUCGCUCCCUCCCUAUCCCGAAAGUCCCAACAGUGGCCAAGCGAGAAAUCUCUUCUUCCGAUACCAUCGAUGCCAUCAACCUAAACGUGGAUGAUGCGCAAGGCUUCACGAUGACGUUUGUUGAGACAACAGAAGACGAAGACGAUGCCGCGAUCGAUGAAGCGCAGGAGUAA